This is a messenger RNA of Ruditapes philippinarum (Manila clam), 7044 nucleotides long. RefSeq names its product ras and EF-hand domain-containing protein homolog. The coding region runs from base 712 to 3051 and encodes 779 amino acids. The transcript is spliced from 19 exons. The record is from RefSeq and is a predicted model, not a curated record. Gene Ontology annotation, molecular function: GTPase activity; GTP binding; calcium ion binding. NCBI's taxonomy places the organism in Eukaryota, Metazoa, Mollusca, Bivalvia, Venerida, Veneridae.
UCCUUUUGAGGGAGAAAUGCUAAAAGUUUAUAAUAGGGUUGUAAAUGUGAAUUUUAUAGUUUAUUAUGGUUAUUAUUUGAUGUAAUUUCCAUUGGAUCAUAAAAUCAAAUCACUACUUUUUGCAAACCGGGGUAUAAGUACACCUGUCUACAAUACUUAACAUCGAAAUUUAUUGAAGCGAAGACUUUAAACUUCACGUUUACUUUAUAUUUAGAAAAUGACAAAUAUUUGCUGUUUACUUAUACAUUUUAAGUACUCAAUAUGCACAUUUUGUAUUUAUGCUAAUGGAAUAAAAUACACUUGAAUGUUGAUAUGUGGAUGGUGAAAUGUGUGUUACUUACUUUAAGCUUCGGACAUAAAACACAAAGUUGAUGGAGAUUUACACAUACAAAUAUAUCUUAAGAUUAAAUGGUUAAUCUUGUUCGAUCGUUGACAUAUUUGCCAUUAGGAAUAUUUGUUCUUUUUUCUCUUCAUAUACCGUAUAAGCAAAACACAUGUGGAUUAUAAUGAGCAUGUAUGCUCGUUUGUGCUUGCAAGUUUGAUUGAUAAUUCAAAAUAAAUUGAUAUUGUUGGCUAUCAUGUGCUCCUUCCGUAACAGAUGGUGGCAAAGAAAAUUAAAUGAAGAUAGUUUGAAUCUUGAACAAUAGGGAGAAAAUACAAGUUAUUUGGUGUAAAACUAGGAUCAUGUGUUCAUUAAACUAAACUUUGAGCAUGUCAGUCGACAGAAGAUCAUUCAAAAAUACUCGAAAACUGAGUCUAGCUUCUCAGAAUUCAAUUGAAUUAGACGCAACAAAGCUAUUGGAACUUAUAACUGCAGACGACACGAACGGAAAUGACGCACCGGAAAUAAGAAUAACGCGAAAGUCGUUAUCAAAAAUUUCAAAAGAUCUCAAUUUAACUGAAGAAGAACUAGACAUAAUUUUCGCAGCUCUAGACAGUGACGAAGAUGGAUAUAUUUCAUCGUCAGAGUUGCGUCAGAAAGCGCAGAGGAGAAAUCAGCUUGUGUUUGAAAGAUGUCCGAGUGAAGUGGAUGCUUUAUCAGAGCUUGGUGAUGAGCUUUCUAGGCUGGACUCUUACUGUCAAGAGCAGGUGUGUGAAUUAUACCAACAACUGCAUCAUGCUGGUAACCCUGAGCUACUAGAGACUUAUGAAUCUGUCAUACUAGGUAUCCUUAAAGAUCUCAGGCAACAACAGGUGGAAAAUGACAGGCUUGAAAAAUCAUUUAAAAGAGAGAAAGAACAACAUGAUCGACAUAUGCGUCAGAUGGAGGAGGAGAUGGAGUUACAAGUUCAACGAGUGGAGGAGAGAGUCAGAAAACGUGAGGAAGAAAAGAAGGAAGGAGAGAAAGCAGAAAUGAGGGGGAAGGUACAAGAGGAGAUAAACAUGCUACAACAAAACUUAAAACGCUUACAACAGGACGGACCAGAGGCUAAGAACAAAGAAAUAGAAGAACAAUUAUUACAUUUAAAGGGUAAGGUUGAGGAAAUGACAUUUGCAAAUAGACAAUUAAAAAGUGAAUUGACAGAUACCCAGACAAACCUGGCACUUGUUAAAAGCGAGUUUGCUUCCGUGAAACAGCAGCUGAAUGAGAAGAUUCAUGAAUUAAAUAUGGAAAAAGAAUCUAAUAGUGAUUACCAGAGAGAACAAGAAAAUUUAACCAGACAGUUGCACCUUUUACAUGACGCUAACAAACGCCUUCACGAUACUAACGAUGAUCUCCGUGAAGCGGUUGAAGUUGCUCGCCGGGCUUCUCCCAUACGUCAGCAAUCUUUAACAGGGUUAUCAACCUUAUCAUGGUUUCGAAGAGAAAAUAGCAGUCAGCGUACGUGUAAGAGUUUGUCUAAUACAAGUACAGUUGGUACCACACUUCCAGAUUACAGACGGGGUUCUCUAAUGAGUGAAUAUUUUCAAAGUACUCCUUUAAUCCGUUCACGGAUGGGAUCACAGUCGUCUUUAGUAGAGGAGCCACAAACAUCGUCUGUAGUAACAGUACAGAAUCUCGCUAGACAUUCAUCUAGAGUUGUUCCUUCAAAAUUACCGCAUCAAGAUACUUGUGAAUCGGAUGGAGGUAUUCUAGAAGAUAUAGACAGUGGUCACUCGACUUUAAGAGAUGGGAACGAAAACGAUCUUGACAGAGAAGCAUUUCUAAACGAUGCGGAAACCAUGCACAGAUUGAUGGCUGACAAACGUCAUAGACGGAACAGAUCUAACAGAGAUCUACCCAUGCUCGAGGACAUAGAUUCUAACGACGAGUUGGAUACAGAAUCAGAAAUGGGUCCGAUGGAUUGUGUAGAUGCUAAACUAUAUCGUAAUGUUGUCGACAGACGAAUAGGUUCAGGCAGCAGUAGGUCAUCUUCCACUAGAAGUUCAAGAUCUCGAGACAGCUUUAAUAGAAGACAAAGUACUUUAACUCAAGAUACCACACCAAAGGUGAACAAAGACCCAGAAAGAAUGUUUAAAGUUGUUUUGGCAGGGGAUGCUGCUGUCGGAAAAUCUAGUCUCAUUAUGAGGCUUUGCAAGGGGAAAUUCGUAGAAAAUUUAAGUUCAACGUUAGGCGUUGAUUUCCAGACAAAAAUGAUAGAACUAGAUGGUCGCACGGUUGCUCUUCAGCUCUGGGAUACAGCCGGACAAGAACGAUUUCGCAGUAUAGCUAAAUCUUACUUUAGAAGAGCAGAUGGUGUUUUGCUUUUAUAUGAUUGUACCUAUGAACGUUCAUUCACGAGUAUCAGAGAAUGGAUGGACUCCAUCGAGUCUUCUCAGGAUGGAUCAAUCAAGAAGUUACCUAUAAUGCUUUGCGGCAAUAAAACAGACAUGCGCACUGAAGCGGAGCGUCUUGGUAGGACUGUAGUCUCAUACGAUGAUGGGCAACGAUUAGCGAGAGAAUAUAGUGCAUUGUUCAUCGAGACAAGUGCGAAGGAUGGCUCCAAUGUUACUGAUUCCGUUGUGGAACUUACAAGAUUGAUGCGAGCAAAUGAAGAUCUCGAGGUAAAAGAAAGCGGGUUACAGCUUCAUGACAAAACUUUAAGUAAAGGCAAAGGAUGUUGUGGAUAGAUACUUGAAAUCAUCUUUUGAUUCUGUUAAGCAAUAUAAGACAUUUUUUUUACUUCAAUUCCUCUACACGUCGUAUCUUGUUUAUAUCAAAGAUUUUUAAAGCACCAAAGGCACAGGUUUGUUUUAAUUAGGUAUCUAACAUAAACAUUGACAGUCUUGCAAAACAAAUAUGGAAACAGUUCUCGAAAAUAUGUAGUUAUUCAUAUUGAAGGAUGCGAGUAUUUUAACAUUGUAAUUAUUUACUUGGCUAAGAAUGAUAUCCUCAAGGAAAACUUUACUCUAAAUACAUCAUAGUCCAUAUUUAUAACAAGUUAUUUCCCUUUGGUGCCUGAAUUGCUUUUUCUGAAGUUUUUCUGUUGUUAGAUUGAAGAAACAUAGACUUGUUUGACUUUCGUCAUUUCUCAGUGUAAAUAUCUUUAUAAUGGAACUUAGGGUAUCUCUAAAUUAUUUUUUAUAAUUAUAUAUUUGUCACAAUUUGAACUCGUUAUUGUUUUUUACUCUUUGAGUUCUUUGCAUAUAACCCAAGUUUACAAUAUUCUUUCCGGGGAGAAAUUUUUGUUGAAAGAGAGUUAGUAGGAACAAAGUUUAUCUUUAACAUGUAUGAAUUUUUUAAACAGAUGCAGAUAUUCAAUCAGCUUAAAGCCUGUCACUCAAUUUAAGUUAAUGAAGGUGUCAUUGAUAAAUGACAAUGGCAGGGAAAAUUAGAACAUUCAGAUUGGUGUUUUGACUUUAACUUUUUUGACACAAGGACUGCCCUGUCUCGCACAAGAUUUUUUUUGUGAUUUUAUCUUGUUAAUGUAUGAUAGUUGUGUAAUUGUUUGAUGUAUUCGGAUCUUCAUAUUGUUUCCUUUUCAUAUUGAACAGGUGAUAAAUUUGUAGAAAGAAAGCACUGACAUUUAUUGGUAAUUUAUUCCUAAUGUAUAUUGAAUGUUCAAACUUUCAAAAGUUAUUUAUAUUUUGGGGCUAAAUUUAAUUUUGAAUUAUUUUAUGAUUUUUUUCCAAAGGAGUGUACAAUUUAAUUAUUCAUUGUAAGUUUCAUAUAAUAAUCAAUAAUGAUCCAUUGUAUUGCCAUGGUUACGCGCACCUAAUAUUCUAGUCCUUACAUUUUUUGUACACCUCUGCUGCUACAUAUUUAUUUGUGUGUUUGUUUUUUGUUGUUGUUACUGUUUUUAGAAACAUAUAUUUGAUGAAAAUAAUGUUUUGACAAAACAAUUACAUGUAUCUGAAUAAAUACAAGUUGAAUUGUAGCCUUCGGAAAGAUUAUAACAUAUACUUAUGUAAACAACUUAUGUUUUGUCUGACAGCUAAAUGUUUGCUUUAUAUUACAUUAUAAACUGUAAUAUUGUGGUCAAUUUAAAUUUUCUUCAUAAUUUAGACAAUAGAUAAACUUAUAGAUAUCUUUCUUUUAGAAAUAUAGUUAUGUUUUGCAUAUUAUUUACUAUUUUUAAUUUAUUAUGUAUACGUCCUUAGACAAUCUUUGUAUAUAUACACUAACUAUAUGAUUAUUAUAUUGUUCGUUGUAAAAACAGUAGUUAAAAUUAACCUAGAUUGUUGUUUCUCUACUUUCCAAUACGUGUAUCCCUUCUACUAUUUCAACUUUUGUUGUGAGCGCUUCUUCUUAAAUCAUUCAACGUUGUUACGUUAUGUUUAUGUUUUAAUUGUUACGUUUGCAGUCCGUUGUUUUUGUAAUGUUAUCAUUUACCUUUAAACUGCUGAAUUUCUUUAAUGAACUUGACGAGUGUCCAUUUUUGGAACUGUCCAUCAUCAAUUUUGUGGAUAUCAAGAUGAAAAUUUGAAGUUGGUCAGCCAACAGAACCAAGUCAGGUUGCAUAGAGGCUUUUCAGAUUCAGUUUCAAUUUGGAAAGGGUUUAUUGCUUGACCAUAAUGUCGUAACGAUUGCCUUUUUUCUAGAAGUUUUUCGGUUUUGAAAGUUUCUUCUUGAAGUUAAGGUUAUUGUGGUAUGAAAACUACCGAAAAGAAAAGCAAUUGACUUUUACUCUUGAGACAUGCCGUUUUUAAGAAAAGGGAAAGUUUUAACCUUUCAAAUACCAUAAUGUUAUUAUGUACGAGUAUUUGAGGCACAAUUUAUAUAGAAUUUUUAACAUACAAGUAAUAGUGGUUAUUUUCUUAUCCUGCGGUUUUUGGUGUAUAACCUUUACAUGUAUGCACCAAAGCCAAUCACAAACUGUUGUUUAUUGCCAAAUUUUGAGUAUUUACAAUGGAUAGAGGACUUAUUCAUGUAAAAACUAGAAAGAAAUCAACAUUUAACAAAAUAUCUUUUCUUACAUCAUCUUAUCUGCUCAUUGUCGUUAUGUUUUAUUGAUACUUCAUUUGCAUAAAAAAUAAUGUCAAUACAAGGCUGAUAUUAAUGUUUAAAUGUAUCUUGUAUUCGUUCACUGAUUAUUUUGAACAUCAGUUUUUUAUUGAGUUUCUCUUUGCUUAAUCCUUAAUCAUGUUGAAUUUAUAGACUUAAAAACUUCCGGUUUUUGGAACAGUCCAUUAUAAGUUCUGAUGGUAUCAAAAUUAAAAUUUGAAGUGUUUCAGCAAACUGUAUAAGGCUUUGUCAGGCUACACUGGUUUGUAUUCUUACCUGCCUCUAUAUUGGUGGUAGAUGUUUAACUUUGGAGCAGUAUAAAGGUUCACUUACAUGAUCCAUGUAAUAUGAAAAGUUUAUUAUUUUCCUUAAAUGUUUGAAAUCUAAUAGUUAAUCAGUGACCAGAUUAAAGAUGUUUAAAGCUUAUUAUACAAUUAACACAUUGAGAUGCUUAUAUAUGAUAGUUCUUUUUAUUUUUAUUUUAAUGUAUUCUUAUUUAUUAUCUUUCCCUAUUAAACAUACAGGUUUUUACUAAUUUAUUUCAUAUUGUAUGUAAGUUGUUUCCAUUUAAGUGUUAAACAUUUGUUGUUGUUACUGUUGUUGUUCCAUUUAUGUGUUAUUAUCUGUUCCUUUGUUUCAUGUUAUAUGAUUUUGUUCUUUUUGCCGUUUCAUUACAAGGGUAUAAAUGUUCUAUUCCCUGAUUCCUAUAACACUAAUGUGAGUUUGUUUUCGCAGUUUCAAAAUUAAAGUUACAUUUGUAAGUCACUGUUUUAUUGUAAAGUCAUGUGUGUUUUGUUCGCUGUUUUAUUGUAAAGUUAUAUUUGUUAUAAGAAAAUUGUAAAAAUUAUAUGUAUUUUCUCUGUUAAAAGGUUAUGUUACAUGUGAAUAUAUGACUUCAAUGUAAAAAUAUCUAUGAGUUGUUCACUGUUACAGCAUUGUUUACUGUUUUGUUGUAUAGAUAUAUUUGUUUGUUUUUGUUGUUUUGUUGUAAAGUGUUAUGUUCUGUUUCGCCGUUGAAUUGUAAAACUGGUUGUCUCAUUGUAAAGUUACAUAAGUUAUUUGCUAUUUUAUUGCUUAAGUGUAUAAAGCUUCUAUCUACUGUCUUUAGUUCACAAAAUUGUUGUUUUAUUUUUGAAUCCAAAAUACCUGUGUAAAAGAAAUAUGUUGGAUUUUAUCUGUAAGAGCGAAUGAUGCAUGCACGAAAUCGCAAAUAUAAGUAUAAUAUUUUGUUCGGAAUAUUUUAUUCUGUUUACAUAUAAUGUUCAUGUGUGUUAAUUACCGGAGACAUUUAAUACGUUUCAACUGGUCCAAAAAUAUUAACCUUAUGAUUAUGGAAACAACGUAAUUUUGCUGUAAAAUAUUUCAUGAGCUAGGCCUUGGACCAUUUAAGUUGUAUGCAAGAAUUCCUUUGAUCUGUUUUCAUUGAAGAAUAUAAUUUAGUUCAUUUUGUCGUUCAUUGUAAAUUUGUAAAAUAUACGUGUUGUUUUCGCAGUUUCAUUGUAAAGAUGUAUGUGUUAUUCGCUGUUUCUCUAUACAACUAUAUUGUUUCUGUUAUGGUUGCCAUGAUAUAUUUCUGUUGUAUAUAUUGUUUUGUUUAACUUCAAUUACAAGUGUAAAUGAAUUUAUUUUUCAACCCUGUCACUUGCUUUAGGAUCGGUUGCAAUAAAGAAUAAAACAUA